AUGGCGCCAACAUCAAUUCCACUACGGCUGUACGCGGAUCGGGCGGCAAAGUUUGUACCGCACCAAGGCCGACCGAUCACGGUGCGCAAGUUGAGGGAGGCUAGCAACGCGGGAUUGAAUAUCUUUCGGGACUACUGUGCGAAUAGUUCGAUCCAUGGGUUUAAGUACUUCGUGGGGACGAACAGAACGCGUGCGGAAAAAAUCUGGUGGGCGACAAUGUGCAUCCUCUCGAUUUACGGUUGCGGCAGCCUCAUACAGACCGUGUACGAUAAGUGGCGACGUGAUCCGGUAGUGGUUACUUUCGCAGAGAAACCAACCCCUAUCUACGAUAUCCCAUUCCCAGCCGUUACCAUCUGUCCGAUCACGAAGGUGAAGUCAAGUGUGCUCAACUUUACUGAAGUGUAUCAGCGCGUUGUACACCGUAGUGGGAACGUCUCUGAAAAGGAAUAUGAUCGAUUUUUGGCAAUGUUACAGGUGUGUGACUUUUCGUUCAAUGAAUUUCUUCCCAACCAAAGCUUCGACAACAAUCUUGUGCGUGUGCUGAAAAAUAUGGCUCUCUCGUUUGAGGAUACGUUCUUGACUUGUAUCUGGAGGAAUAAGUACACCAGCUGCAAGGGUCUGUUCGAAUCGACGCUGACGGAGCGUGGUAUAUGCUACACCUUCAAUGGGCUUUCUGCGGACGUUAUUCUACGCAAGGAAGAGUUUCACCAAGAUUUUGAACAUUUGGGCGAAAAAAGAUCAUCAGAGAAUUGGUCGAUGGAACAAGGAUACAAACCCAAUCUGGGACUUGAUGUUUACCCUAGAAGAGUGGUAAGUUCUGGAUCUCCUGCUGGACUAAUAGUGCUUCUUAAGGCAGACCUGGAAGAUAUGGACUAUCUUUGUGGGAAUUCAUUCCAGGGCUUUCAAGUGCAGAUCCACACUCCGGAUCAAUGUCCGCAGAUCUCGAGCCAAAGUAUUCGGGUGCCGAUGAAUCAUGCGCUUACCGUCCGGUUAGAUCCCUUCCUGAUAACCACUUCCGAAAAUGUCAAAUCUUACAGCGCUCAAAAGCGCCGUUGUUACUAUCCACACGAACGAUAUUUACGCUUCUUUCGUAUCUACACCAAACGUAACUGCGAGCUGGAGUGUUUGGCCAACUUUACGCUACACAUGUGUGGUUGCGUUCAGUAUUCGAUGCCACGACCACCAGGCGUAUAUAUCUGUGGUAUUGGACGGUUAGAGUGUUGCGAUCAGGCGGAAUUGAUUCUACAGGAGCAAGGGUUGCGUUUGGUGGACAACUCGUCCAAAAUGUUGCUGCAAUCGUGUCACUGUUUGCCGGCCUGUAUCUUUCUCGAGUACAAGACGGAAAUUUCGCAGGCACACUUUGACUGGCAACGGCUCACCAGCACGGUCCAUCUGUACGAGAAGGAAAUGAACCACUCGGAAAUGUCAUCUAUAUCGAUCUACUACAAGGAGCCGCAGUUCAUCUCUAUCAAACGCAAUCAACUGUUCGGGCUGAACGAUUUCAUAGCUAAUUGUGGUGGUAUUCUUGGUUUGUUCAUGGGUGUGAGCCUUCUUAGCAUUGUUGAGAUACUGUAUUACUUUACAAUGAAGCCGCUGAUCAACCAUUUUAUGCAGAAACAUCGGAAGAACCACAAAAUAGCUACAGUGGAACCUUAUGUCCCAGGAGGUACCUAUAGUUCUGUGUUCAACAAGUUCUUACGAGAUAUUGUUUGA
Messenger RNA from Anopheles maculipalpis, 1713 nucleotides. RefSeq names its product pickpocket protein 28-like. Gene Ontology annotation, cellular component: membrane. Gene Ontology annotation, molecular function: ligand-gated sodium channel activity. NCBI's taxonomy places the organism in Eukaryota, Metazoa, Arthropoda, Insecta, Diptera, Culicidae. Bases 1 to 1713 code for a protein of 570 amino acids. Gene Ontology annotation, biological process: sodium ion transmembrane transport. The transcript is spliced from 5 exons. The record is from RefSeq and is a predicted model, not a curated record.